Molecule: messenger RNA, 609 nt
Organism: Aspergillus nomiae NRRL 13137
Lineage: Eukaryota; Fungi; Ascomycota; Eurotiomycetes; Eurotiales; Aspergillaceae
Product: putative ssDNA binding protein Ssb3
Exons: 3
Coding region: 83-454 (123 amino acids)
Biological process (GO): DNA replication; mismatch repair; double-strand break repair via homologous recombination
Cellular component (GO): site of double-strand break; DNA replication factor A complex; nucleus
Molecular function (GO): damaged DNA binding; single-stranded DNA binding
Source: RefSeq, a predicted model, not a curated record
GGCAGUUCCUCCCACAGACAAAUAGCUCAUCACUUUCACCCUCACCAAACCAACUAAAAGAGGAAAGAAAAAGAAAACGAAAAUGUCCCUCCAAACACCCCGCGUCCUCCCCGCCCACCUCCACGCCUUCCACCCCUCCAACGCCAACCCCCACGUCACAAACACCGUCCGUCUACUGGGCACAGUAACAGCGCUCCGUGGCGACACGGCGACCAUCACGUGCGGAGAUAACGGAGACGUGACGCUGAUCUUGAAGCCCGAUUCGCAUCUGCAGAUGGGGAAGCUGGUCGAGGUUGUUGGCAAGGUGACUGAUGUUGAGGGGCAGGGCCUUGGGGUGAGGGUGUUGGGCAGCUUUGAUUGGGGAAAUCCCUCUGAUUGCGAUUAUAAAAUCUAUGAGAAUGUGGUCAAUGCGACACAUCGGUUUAAGUCGCUUUUCUAUGAGGCGGCUGAAUAAUUUAUUCUUUGCUAUGUUUCAUGAAUCUUGUUUCUCUUUGAUACCAGGGUGCAUAUGUUUAAAACUUCUCUCUAGACAUAGGGGGGUGGCAUCUGGCGAUGCAAUUAAAUAGUGGCAUUAGAAGGACGUCGAAUGUUAUUUAUGCUAUCAUGCUC